Messenger RNA from Lasiosphaeria miniovina, 1283 nucleotides. Its product is annotated as glutathione S-transferase. Lineage: Eukaryota; Fungi; Ascomycota; Sordariomycetes; Sordariales; Lasiosphaeriaceae. Bases 103 to 933 code for a protein of 276 amino acids. The record is from RefSeq and is a predicted model, not a curated record. The transcript is spliced from 3 exons.
CCCCGGGCUGCGCCAACUUGGGCCUUGCCGCCGCCUCCAAUUCCUUUCCCCAACAUCCAUCCCUUUCACCACCAGACGAUUACCUGACACGCCCUUCACGCCAUGGCACCCAACAAUGAUGCAUCCCAGGCGAAGCAGCCCGAGAUCAAAGUCUACUGGCUGAAUGAUUCGCGCGCCGAGCGCGCCGUCUGGUUGCUCGAGGAGCUCGGCUUGACCUACUCGGUCGAGAUCUUCCAUCGCAACAGCGAGACGAACAUGGCCCCGCCCGAGCUAGAGCGAAUCCACCCCCUCGGCAAAGCCCCCGUCGUCACCGUCACCCCCGCGUCCGCCAAUGGCCCUGCCGCGCCAAUCGUGCUCGCCGAGAGCGCCUUCAUCGCCGAGUAUCUCGUCGAGCACUUCGGCGCCGCCAGCCAUCUCGCGCCCCCGCGCUACCACCCCGGCAUCACUGCGGGCACCCCCGCCGCCGUGGGGAGCGAGACCGAGUCGUGGAUGCGGUACCGCUACUUCAUGAAUUAUGUCGAAGGCAGCUUGAUGUCGCCGCUGACCCUGGCUCUAGUCUUGGGCAUCUUCAAGAGCCCCAAGGUGCCCUUCUUUGUCCGGCCCGUGACCGGGUUUGUGGCUGACAAAAUCCUGUGGGGAUUCGUUUACCCCAAUGUGUUCCGGCACCUGGCCUUCCUCGAGAGCCAGCUGGCCACAGCGCCCGACGGCGGGCCCUACCUGUGCGGCGCCCAUCUGACGGCCGCUGACAUAAUGCUGGGUUACCCGUUGUCGCGCGCCCGCGGCGCCUUCGCCGACCUCGACAUGGGUGGCGGCAGAGGUAAGGUCCGUGACAGCUUCCCCAAACUCUGGGCCUAUGUCGACCGCCUUAUGGCCGAGCCCGGGCUCAAGCGCUCUCUGGCCAGGAUGGAAGAGGCCGAGGCGGCAAAGAAGUAGAGCAGCCAAACGAGGCUCACUCUCGCAGCUGCGGCGAUUGCAUGUCCCUUUGAGACCAGGCGACUAGUUCAAGAAAGUCGGGCGAGAGCCUGUGGAUGCCGUAUUUCGCUUGUGUCGAGUAUCUCCAGGCGAGACAUGUACCUAAUUAUGUACUUGUACAUACAAAACAGUGAAUAUGACACUACCGUGUACUCUCGAUCGAGCUCAGUCCAGCACAAGAACAAUGCUCAUGUAUGCAAGAUAGGUAUCUAUUCAUUGCGGCACUCUCUUCAUUACGCCCUUAUCCCAUUAUCCUAGCCUGCAUUUGGUUAGGGGGCGUGUGGCAUGUCCAACAUCGUACUCACUCUGAG